Trachemys scripta elegans is the source of this 939-nucleotide messenger RNA. Its product is annotated as olfactory receptor 52B2-like. Gene Ontology annotation, cellular component: membrane. Lineage: Eukaryota; Metazoa; Chordata; Testudines; Emydidae. Gene Ontology annotation, molecular function: G protein-coupled receptor activity; olfactory receptor activity. The transcript has a single exon. The coding region runs from base 1 to 939 and encodes 312 amino acids. Gene Ontology annotation, biological process: G protein-coupled receptor signaling pathway. The record is from RefSeq and is a predicted model, not a curated record.
AUGGCAGCUUUCAACCUCACCCCCUCUGACCCUUCAACAUUCAUCCUAAUGGGCAUCCCUGGCCUGGAAGCUGGCCAUAUCUGGAUUUCCAUCCCUUUUGCUACUUUCUACAUUAUUGGCCUGUUGGAAAAUGUCAUGCUUCUGUAUGUUGUAAGCAAAGAGCAGACCCUGCACAAGCCAAUGUACCUGCUGCUCUGCAUGCUGGCACUUACAGACAUCGCCACAUCUACCACCAUCGUGCCGAAGACACUGUGUAUAUUUUGGUUCAAUUUGAAAAGCAUUACUGUGGCUGGUUGCCUCACCCAGACUUUCUUCCUUCCCACAGUUUCUGUUAUGCACUCAGCCGUCCUUGUGACAAUGGCCUUCGAUCGCUACGUUGCCAUAUGUAACCCUCUGAGAUACACCACCCUCCUCACCAAUGCACGAAUAGCUAAGCUAGGGCUUCUAUGUUUGAUCAAAGCUGUUCUCUUCAUUCUGCCUAUGCCCCUACUCCUGAACAGGCUGCCAUUCUGUUCCAACCACAUUAUCCCCCACACAUUCUGUGUACCUAUAGCUGUGGCGCAGAUGUCAUGUGGGGACAUCACACUCCACAGGACAUAUAGAUUGGUGAUAGUGUUUGUAGUCAGUGUGUUAGACCUCUCACUCAUUGCCCUGUCCUACGGUUUGAUCAUCAGGGCCGUCCUCAGAAUAUCUUCCAAGGAAGCCCACCAGAAAGCCCUGAAAACCUGCACAGCCCACAUCUGUGUGAUGCUGACGUAUUAUACUCCAGGCCUGUUUGUCAACCUAACACACCAGUUUGGUCAGGGCAUCGCUCCCCACAUUCACAUAAUCUUGGCCAACCUCUAUCUCCUCAUCCCCCCCAUGCUCAAUCCUAUAAUUUAUGGGGUGAAAUCCAAAGAGCUUCGUGACAAAUUGGGCAAAUACACAUACAAAAUGUGA